CCCGGUUCGGUGCGGAUUUGAACCUGCACAGAGCUAUGUCGUCGCGGAGCUAGUCUCGUCGUCUUAGGAAGCGACGGAACGUGCGCGCGCGGUGCAACGGGAGAGGAAGGAGCAAAUGAAGAAUAUAAUUUGGUAAUUUAUUUAUUGAACCAUCGGUAAGAGAGCGCGAGCGAAGAAUAGGGCUUAGCACUCGGCCGAGGCCCACCUUAAACGUUCGGGAGGUGUGUGAUGUUUAUAGAUCUCUGUAUAAAAGAUUGAACAAGUGCUUGCCUAGGUAUCAGUCAGUUCUAAGUCGUCUUCUAGUGCGAGCAAUCUGCCAUUUAGAAUCCAUCAUAAUGUAUAGCAAAUUGAUAGUACUAUCAGCUCUGGUAGCAAUCAGUUUAGCUGCACCACAAAAACGAUUUACUCCAGGAGGCCUCGAGUCCCAAGCAGUAAUUCUAUCCCAGGACCAAAACCUCGAACCAAAUGGUGCUUACAGUUAUCGAUAUGAAACGAGUAAUGGAAUAUCCGCCCAGCAAACCAGUUAUGAUGGUGCCAACGGUGCUGGUGAAUAUUCCUACACGGGCCCUGAUGGAGUGCAAUAUCGAGUAGCAUACACUGCCGAUACUUAUGGGUUCCAGCCUCAGGGAGCUCAUCUUCCAGUAGAACCACCAGUACCAGACCACGUCCUCAAGGGGCUGGAAGAUAUCCGCCGCAGUCCACCAAAGGAUCCUGGAUUCAACCUGGCUGCCCUCGAUGCAACCAUUGCUCGGCUUCGCAACACUCUUGGCUAACUGAAUUAAGCAAUCAAACAUACGGAAACGGUUGUCAAAUUCAGUUGUCCCAAACACACAAAAGAAUGAGAUGCUUAUUGUUAUUUAAUUUCUGUCAAUAAAUCGAAUCGCUUCAACUGCCA
Molecule: messenger RNA, 895 nt
Organism: Aedes albopictus (Asian tiger mosquito)
Lineage: Eukaryota; Metazoa; Arthropoda; Insecta; Diptera; Culicidae
Product: cuticle protein 3
Exons: 2
Coding region: 336-773 (145 amino acids)
Cellular component (GO): chitin-based extracellular matrix
Molecular function (GO): structural constituent of chitin-based larval cuticle
Source: RefSeq, a predicted model, not a curated record